This is a messenger RNA of Larimichthys crocea (large yellow croaker), 8306 nucleotides long. Its product is annotated as protein FAM122A. Bases 776 to 1453 code for a protein of 225 amino acids. The transcript has 9 exons. The record is from RefSeq and is a predicted model, not a curated record. NCBI's taxonomy places the organism in Eukaryota, Metazoa, Chordata, Actinopteri, Sciaenidae. Gene Ontology annotation, molecular function: protein serine/threonine phosphatase inhibitor activity.
UUUAUGAGUUUUCUGUGAAUUAAAACUUCACUCUCUCACUUCUCGUGUCGCUCUGUCGUGCGCUGCAGUUCUCGCAGUGACCGGAUAGUGGCGCUGUUUUCACAGUUGGUGAACUACCUCUAUUUGGUCAAGGACUAUGUUGUAAAAAAUCUUUCAAACUGUUAAUUUUCACAGAUUGUUUGAGUCUUCUGGAGGUCUGCUCGGCGUUAAGGGGGUAUGUGUGACCGACUCUCCCUGAGGACUGUGUAUCCAGCCCGGGUUGGACUCUUUCGGACAGCUGCUUAGCGGUUUUCUGAUCUCUGACUGGAGGUUUUACUGCAAACCAAGUUAGCUCAACAGCUAAUCCUAAAAGUCACGUCACCUGUGCGGACUCGUAUUAAAAGUUUCACGGCAGACCCGGGACAGCCGGGUGACUUUGAACUAUAUGCGCGUACAAAACUUUGUCUCGAGUGUUUUUACGCGGGCUUCGUAUUUUUAUGUCGCUUUUACGCAGCCAUUAAAUUCGCGUUGGAGACAACGGCAAGUGAAGCGUAGCUGCGGGUUAUAAAUGACGAUCUGACCCGCAGUCGUACACGGAUAAGCUGUUUUUGUGAAGGAAAUGCGGUAGAGAGAAGACAGCUUCGGUGCUCAGCCCGCUGACUUGGCGGCUCUGGGUUUGCUGCUCCUGAGGCCUGCGGGUCGGGCUUCCACCGGUCUUGAGUAGAGCCCGACGCCGCCGUCGAGAGGUCGGAGGCCGGCAGUUAGUGCUGUCACCGCUGGGCCUGCGGAUCUAGGUAUGGAACGGAUGGAAGUGGACCAGUGCGCAGGCGCAGCUGGCGGGGCAGGAGGCGGGGCACUUCGUAGAUCGAACAGCGCCCCCAUGAUCACCAGUGUCAGCGAUGGGAUGACGGUCUUCAGUCCCGUGUCCUCAGCUCGAUACAGACGCAGCAGUGUAUCCAUCAACCCCAGCUGCCCUUCCCAGCUCGUUCCUCUCUCUCCGUUCUCCCUGACUGGAGACAGACUCGACCAGAAGAGGCAGGAGGAGAAUAUGGAGAUGAUGCUCAGAGGGAGUCUGCAGAGACUAAGUGCUUCCAGUCUGAUCCCAGUUCCUCCAGUCAGUCAGUGGCACGACCAUGCAUCAGUGUGGUUCCAGUCACAGGACAGCGGCGUCACACCCAACUCCUCACCGAGCCCCACCAGGAGGUUCAGACCAGCAGUCAGCGCCACUGUGAGAUGGCCUGCAUUAACUCCACUCAAGAGGAAAGGAGGGGUGGAGUCUGACGGACCCCCAAAGAAGCUUUUUGUUGCUGGGGUAACAGAUCCUGCCAACCGCAGCAGCUACACAGUCAGUGUCUCUCAGUCAGCAGCAGACUCCCCCCCUGCAGGAGGCAUCAGUCCUCAGUCCAGCCCUCUGUCCCUCUCUCCUCCCCCAUCCUUCACCCCCUUCACCUCCCACCAGCACCCCGGACACUAAAACCCACCCGAAUGCCCUCCUCAUCCAGAAUCAUGACCCUGUUACUGUGGGUGCAGACCAACCACCAGCAGCUCCAGAGACACUUGGAGGAACAUCGCAACUAUUCGCACCUAAUUUCUGUUGCAAUCGUCUGCCAGAAUCACUGUAAGUCCUGACUCCUCCUGGAUGUACAGGAGAAUCACAGGAAGGAAAUGAAGAUCUGAAGGCUGAUACAUAUCUGAAAGUGUAAUUCUUCCGCCUGGUUUUCAAGUGGCUUUAUUGUCACGGCCUGUUUUUGAUCCCAGGAUUUAUUUUAUGUUUUAUUUUUUUUGCUACCCAGAAGCUUAGAUCUUCUUGCCGGCUGUAAUUGGUAGGUUGGAUAUUUAACCAACGCAGCUUAUUAACUGGUCCAUCACUCUUCAGUUAAUCCACCGCCUUGGACUGUGCUUGGGCAGAAGGACUUGCAUUGCUGUCUAACAUUCGUGCUGCCCUUUAGAGGGUUUCACCUAUGAGGUGGGAUGAACCCCAACCCUCCCCCUCCAAUUAAAUAGUUUACAGAGGAUUCGUCAUCAGCAUCGUUGCAAGAUCACUAAAGACUUUUGAGAAACUGACGACAUACAGGUUGUGUCGCCAGGCAUAAAGCUGGAAUCAAACGUCUGUGCUGACUUCAAGAAAAGGGUGUUAUGGAUAACUGUGGGUAGCAGUUGAGCAUCCCCUAGAUCUCAACGUGUCCAAGUGGCUGAUUCUGAUUUGUUACAAAGAGGAAUAACACGUAAUUGUUACAAGUUGUACUGAGUAAAAAGUUAAAAGAAUGAAGCAUACAAAUGUUUCUGAACAACUUCUGUGUAGCCUGGAAACCGUCUCCUUCCAUGGCUGUAAUGAGACAAACGUGUCAAAAUUGUUCGGUGGAUCUCGAAGGAUCAGGGCCUGAAAUGGAACACAGCUCAUUUCGUUGCUUCUUGGAUGGAUAAAAUCUUAAAACUGCCCAUUGGAGGAUGCAGAUCCAGUCUAUUCUGAAGUUCCAGAUCUUCUCUCAUCAGUUUGUGGGAGGUUCUGAAGAAGUUCUCAUAAGGUCUUGAGUUGUCUCUUAAGGCGUCAAGGCACUCUGGUUUGGUUCCACCUUCAGUGAUCCAGUCAACAUCUGGAGUUGUACUUGUUGGAAAUCAAGUAUGUAAACUUAUUGAUCUUUCUAUCAGGAAGAAAUCAUCGGAUUUAUUUAGACCCGGUCUUGAAGUUGAAGUUAGUGUUCAUGACUGAUGGAUCUGUAGAGUAACAUCUGGACUCUGCCAGCACUUAAUCAACUCAGUGAACCAGGAUUACGCACUUAUUGUGCUUCAUAUCGUUUUCAUUAUCAAUUUUAAUAGAGUAUAUAUUUAAAACAUCUGCUAAAGAUUUUUCCAUCUUUAGUCAACAAAACAAACAAAAAAAUUAAAUAUAGAAAAACCUGAAUAUAUAUCUUUCUCCAAACCCAAAAAACAUAUGAAGGGGAUGUAGCUUUUUGUAAGGCCAAAACUGGUAGUUGUUGAGUGUUUUUGUCAGGUAUUUUUGAGCCCAAACCAGCGUAAUCUGACAAACCUUACAUUCAGCCACUGAACAAAGUUUCAGUUAUUGAAGCCUAAGAUUUUUGUGUUUUAACGAAAAGUUUUAGUUGUCUGUGACGGCUGAUUUACCCUGACUGAAGCCCUCUGGUUUCACCAGAAGAAACUUGACAGAAGUCAAUUAUUUGUCAAGUUUGUUUAACUCUGGCCGAUGGUUUCACUGUAGGAGGACUGUUGUCUCCCGGGAUGAGGGACUGGUUUUACAAACUGGCUCCCAGUCAGCAGAAGUGUGAAGAACUUGUGGUCUGCAGCACCACGUCUGUUUGUUAAUAGUGUAUCUAUAUGUGAAUAUUGACAGUCAGAGCAUCUGAUAUGUGCUCAUUUUUCUUCAGCCUGCAGUGUUUGAUUGUACAUAUUAAAUCUGCAGGAAGUAAUCGCUCCCUUCCCUCCUAGAGGUGCAUUUAUUCUUUCACUUUUUCAUUUCCCAGUUAGUUUUCUCUCUGACCGGCAUUCUUUUCUACUUCAGCCUUGUUGUUCAUUAAGGUCAUCUGAUUAGUUAAAGGCAAUUCAUUCAUCCCCUCUGACAUAUCUGUUAUACUUGUUUUGAAAAAGAUUUUCAGACAUAUGUCAACAGUUGAUUUUUAUUUAUUUUUUUAAGAUCAGGACCAAUCUCGGUUUUUGUGUUACCAUCUCUGUGUUUUUUUUUCAGUAAAUGGUCAGUUCAGUCAGUGGAGAGACAGAUGUCUUAUGCUGAAAGGUUUAUUGAAGCUUGGCCAAGGAGACGGGGGGAUUUAUAAAUACACUUGUCAUGACAUAAUGGCACAUCAAUCCUGAAAACGCUGUUCUAUACCCUCAGAAAAGUGCCACUCUAUGUCCACAAACAGUCAUUAGUCUAAAACAAGGAAAUAUAUUUAGUGCUCCAACAUUGUUAUUCGACUGUAGAGGAUACUGCGUUAUUUACCUCUGUUGUGUCAAGACAGCCCUAUCCUCUGACCUCAGUUACCACAGUAAUAAUCAGAUUUUUGCCUGCUUUCCUAAACAUACAGCUGCUCUGUAUCUCAAGAAGAGAAGUCAGCGUCCCCAGUGUCAAUCAAAAAAGACUGAACAUUAUCCCUAAAGUGACCCCCGAAUUGUGGCAUGCUAGAAUAGAAAAAUUCCCUCACACUGUGGUUUCUUUUCUUCUUCUUUUUUUUUGCACUUCAAAUAAAUCCCCCUAGAGUCUACUGAGUAUAGUCAAUGGUAAUCCCCAGGCUAGGCAAUAAUUCAAAAUGAUCAUUUGAUUGCACAGUAUUGUACAGUUUUGUAUUAUCACUCAUCAUCGUGCCUAAAUGUAUCGUCAUAUUUUGAAGGAGCGACGGUCAGGUUGUUAACCUCACGUAUAGAUUUUAAACAUCAGAUCUGAGAUUUUACUUCCCACACCAACAGGAAUCUUUUUUAUAGAACAACCUGGACUUUUAUCAUCACUUGACCUGUCACCUGUGAAAUAUGUUUGUACAGAGUCUCUAUAAGCUGUUUUUAUAUAUAAGUGUCUUUAUGCCCCUCUCCCCCCAAAAAAAAACAUGAAUCGAUGUGAAUCGGCGAGUGUUCGCCACUGCUUAUGUAGCUGCUCCAACACUGCUGAAUCCAUAAGAAAUAUCUUUUCUGAAAUUUUUAUGACAUAUUUUCCAUUGUCAUGACUUUGCACAAUUCUAGUUCUAGACCAUUUUUUUUCUGAUUUCUGUUACAUGAUCAGUAACAUAUCAUCAUGUUAAGAAAUGCUGUUUCAGUUUCGCUGCUUUUUCUGUUUCUCCUGCUUUUAUUCUUGACUUGUUACCGUCUCUGUGAGUCUAUCCUGUUUCGGACAAAAGCACUUGAAGUCAAAAAUAAGUUUGGGUCCGUUGUUGUUCAGAACCUCGGACUUGGUUUCUUACAGGGGAUGAUGAAAAUCUAGCUUUAAAGCAUCCAAGAACAAUGUUAAUCUCACUCUGAGGAUGGAAAAAAAGUUAGUUGUUUAAAAAAAAAAGAAGCCAAAGUUGUCAAAAGGUAAAUUAUUGAAAGAAUUAUGAGAAAUACAGUGUAAAACUGACCAAAUUUGGAUUUCAGGCACUACCUGGUGAAAGAAAUCUGUUCACAUUUUUGCACUUUCGCUUCCUUCAGAAAUUAUUAUUUUUUUAAUGGAUUUUUAGUUAACAUAGAUGUGCAGUUAGUUUAUAACCUAAUGUUAGCUUUUUGGGGGAGUGUUUAAGAAAAAAAAAAUGGCAUUAAUUUAUGAAGAAACCUUUGUUUGCCACAGAUCUCAUUUUCAGCAAUCGUCAAAAAACCAACAAAAAAAUCCCAUUGGCUUUUUAUUAUACUCAAUGUUGCGGACACACUCCGUAAUGAGCUUCUAUAUCUCCGAACAGGUUUAAUGCCUGCAAAUUUUUGGAAACACUUACAACUCAGAAAUAGUUCUUAUGUAUUUUUUGUACUGUAAUAUACGGUAAAAGUCCAGUCAGGGGUUACGUUUUUUAUAAACUGCAAAACAUUCAUGGUGAGAUUCAACCCUGCAUUUAGGCAAUCUCUAUAUUUCAGAGCAUGUUUUUCCUAAAUUACAGAUAAUUCGAACUGGCGAGAAGCAGGAUAGACUAUUCUCAGAGGUAACAACAAGCUGCCAAAUUCAUAUAGCUGUACAGAUGCAAACUGUAGCUUUAAGACAAUGUUCUGUUUAUUCUUUUCUUUAACUUUGCACACUCACCAUCCCAUACUAUUGGUAAGUAUGAAGAGAGAGAAACAGUUUUUAAAAAGCUGGAUCAAAAUGUGACGUGGACUCUGUAGAUAAACGUCAGCAGUUUCUGCUUCAAAGAAUGUUUUUAAGCCAAAAAUUCUUCAUCAAAAUGCAACAGUUUUGUAGGAAAACUCUUACAAUAUCUGUGAUAUAAGAAGAACAGUAUUCAUUAGUUUUGUCUCAUUCUCCUCACAUGUAUGUCUUCUUUGGAUCUCCUUCUCUUGGUUUUCUUUUCCUAAAUGUGUUAAAAGUGUCCUGUCGUGCCGCAGAAGUGUCUCAGGGCUUAAGUCAUUAUUUUUAUCUUUUUAAUUUAAUGUACAUUUCCAGUGUGAUUGUACAUUCUUCCUUCCACGUAUGUUUACAUGUUUGGAUGUUACCAUGCUCACGGUACUCUGCAUUCAAAUCGCUGAAGUUUUUAUUGAAAAUUGAAUUUCAGUCAAAACUCCAAUGAUUACAAUCUUCUUACAUUUUUAACGAUAGGCGUGUUACAUACAGGUAAAGGUGUUGUGUACAGCUGAGGUUUGACAGCGUAGAGUCGUUCCAAAAUGAGAAAAUUCCCUUUUUAUUUAAGGGAUAACUACAGCCCGAUGGAUACGAUAUCAACAUGUGAAAACUUGAACAUGUGGUUUCUUAAAGAAUUGUGAUACAUACUAAACAUGUAUGUAACAGAGACACUGUUUUAAAUGACCACCUACAUUAAUUUGACAAUAUAAAAAUUAAAGCCCUCUUACUUUUUGCUGGAAAAGUUUGCUCUAGUCUCACAGCUGUAACCGAAAUUAGUAUUUGAAUUAACAUUGAUGCUCUACUCUGUAUUGCAGUUUCAGCCGACAGACUCUUCUGUCUGUAAACUGAAUAUCUAAUUAUAAUAUGAAAUUUUGGGGUUUUAUAGAUGAUAUUAUUAGUUGCAGGUUUAAGUAAAAUCAGAUGAUAUCUGUAUCCAUCAGGUUUUUGUAACAGCAUGGCUUGUCACAGUCACACUGCAAUUGUCUUUAAUUGUAUGUUUUAAUUGAUUUUGGCCCUGGUGACACUCUUCAGAUGUCAUAUUUUCAAGGUAUUUUCAGUGCCCUGCUUUAUUUUUAGGCUCUUUGUUCUUCCUAAAAAACACGUACAUUUAAGAUUGUUCAAGUUAAAGCUUUGUGUUCUGGACAUUCUCAAGUUUUAUUAUAAACUUUUUGUAUAAAUGCCAGUUCUACUUUAGUCCAGGAAAACGUUAUUGAACUGAUGCUGAGGCGAGUACCGUUCUUUCUCUUUUGUGUUUUUCUGUCCGUCUUCACUGGGACAGACGUUUGAGCAUGUAGCAAGUUACCAGUCAACAUUUUUCAGUAUUAAAGCGAUAUUUCACUCUGGCAAAAUGCGGCAAUUUCUCAGCACCCAAACUGACCCUUCCUGUGACCCGUAGUUCCCACACAUCACGUUUUUAGUUUUGACCAGACUGAACAGAGAGGCCAAUGACAAAAUAUAAGUAAUCUCAACUCAAAGUCCAGUUUGUAGCUAUUUCUGGAGCUUUCAAUUGUGAAUUGUGGUGUUCUCUCAGUUGCCAUGGAGAUAUGCCCUGUGAUCAUGUGACUGGUCACAUAGUUACAGGUGGUUAAAAAAAAGGGGGGGAAGAUGAUAAUCCUCGACUAUGGCCUGAACAUAAUUACAUACUUAGGUAAAUUGAUGACAAUGAAGACCAUGAGAUAUGUUCGAAAGCUUGAAAAUUUGGCUUUUAAGUAAAGAUUUAUUCUGUCUAACUAUUUAUUUCCAAGGACAAAAAUUAACUUGGAACGCUCAAAAACAUUUUACGAUACAAUAAAAAUUUCUUUACCAUGUGAAUGAGUUCAGUUUUAUCUUCUUUUUUUUAAAUAACAAAAGUUAAGAUUGUUAUUAUUAUUUUUUUUCAUUAGAACAGAUUUAUUACUAAGAAAAAGAAAAGAAAAAAAACUUCUGGUACGUUUUUUUGUGAUCAUGAAAAAACAAAACAAAAAUCCUAUAAACAUACAUGGCCUCUCUGUUGCUACUGUUUUUAGUUUUAAACAAAACUCUUAAGAUAAUUUUUUAUUCAUAAUGCUCUUAAAAAGCAAAACAACAAACUUUGUUUCUGUUUUCAUUUCCUGUUUAAAUACUUUAAGCACUUUAAAUUUACAUGUUUGUGACGCAAAAAACAAUAAUGUUGAUGUUUAACCUUAAAACCGACACCAGCAACAUUGUUUUUGGGUCAAAGAUUGUUGAAAAAGUGCUGAAAAAUGACAGUGAUCAGCCAGAGUGAGGUACGACUUUAAAAAGGGCCGCUAAAGUUUUAUUGGCGAUGGGGAAAAAAAGGGAACUAAAAGCACAUCUAUAGAAACAUUCACACAAGUAUUUUCAAACUGUAAAUAUUUUUUUUCCCUUUCUUUUGGACAAAUUCUCUACAUAAGACAAAUGAGAUGAUGUAUUUUUAUGCAACUGUAAAAUAAAAGUCUAUAUUCAAGUGUUCAUUCCCUUCUGAUGAUCUCAUGGCUGUAGAAAUGACGCAGAAUGACUUUCUAGUUUUUAGUGGAAACAAUUCAUCUACAAGCUAUAAAUACAUAUUAUAUUGUAUAUGAAAACUAUCAAUAAAAGAGUCUGUAUCAUA